Molecule: messenger RNA, 8503 nt
Organism: Hylaeus volcanicus
Lineage: Eukaryota; Metazoa; Arthropoda; Insecta; Hymenoptera; Colletidae
Gene: Gli
Product: acetylcholinesterase
Exons: 8
Coding region: 2177-4771 (864 amino acids)
Cellular component (GO): cell surface; tricellular tight junction; septate junction
Source: RefSeq, a predicted model, not a curated record
AUUGUUUAUUUGUUAUUCAAAAUCUGUAUCUAGAUAAGAUAAUUUUGUCCAUCUCUGCUAUUAAUUGUCACUCACGUUUUCUAUCGUUCAUCUACACGUUGCUUAAACAAGUCUUUAUUUCUGAAUGGUAAUCAAAGUCAUACACACUGCACAUGUAUGUAUAAGUGUAUAACCCACGUAAGGGCUAAAAGUAUGACCUUAAUCGGCAGAAGGGUUAUGUAGUUUUCAUUUGUCUUAAUCCGAAAUUUUAGCUUCGUAGAAAUUAGUCUGAUAGUCAACGUGUUAAACUAUCGUAUUAAGUGACAAGGCAUUCCAGUGAUACGAUAGCGAUGAGCAACGGUGAUCUAAUCUUUCUCGAGUAAAAUCAUUUGAAGAUAAGGGCGCCGACAUCGCAUAAACCGAUAAUUUAUUAUAUUAUAGAGAGUGAGUCACGGAAAUGAGAGUUUCUUGGUACAAACAUAAUCGUCAUAGUUUUGUUUCUCCCAAAGUCAUUCUUUUCUAUGUACAAGUAUAUUUCAACAACAAAAACAUGAUAAAUUAAAACUCUUUGGGCCCAAUACGUUAGGAGAAAGCAGGAACUUCCCACAAUGCCAUUUAUAACAUUAUUCACGACUUACCCUGUAUAUGUAUAGGGUGGUCACAUGCGUCGUACUAUAAAGAAAAUAAUUGUACAAGAAAUUACGAUACACUUUGGGCUCCAUAACAGCGCGCCAUGUCGAGGUUAUGUUUUAUAAUAGCACUUAAGACUGUUCAUCGUCUUUUAUGUAGUUUUUCUUUACUACCACAUAUGUAUUUUGCUUUCUCCAUAAAUUCCAGUCCUAUCCUCUCACAACUAUAUACGACAUAGCCGAUAAAAAGUCACUUCGAAUUUCAAAGAUUUUUUAUCGAUUGCUCCAUCGAUUCAGAUGGACAGAAUGUUUUCAUUACACCCUAUACAGGAUCAGCGCAAUGACACAUCCGUUCACGCAACGGCAUACUUGGAUGAUAAUAGGGACUUACAUACAGGGUGUUGUUUUUACACCAUACGUAUCUAUAACACUGCUGCAUUUUUCUAAAAUACCAAAAAUAAGGCAAAUGUCCUGAUUAACAUUAAAUUUCUUCAGAAUAAUAUUUUUCAUAAAAGAAAAGUCUUUGAAAAUUUUAUGUAAAAGAUGAAAAUUUUGCAGGGACUGAUCUGGCAUUCAACGUCAUAUAAUUUAAAAAAAUAUCUUUUGCCUUGAAAAUUUAAAAUAUAACCCAGAUCUAUCUUUUCUCUAACGGUUUAUAUACCUCUAAAAAAAAAAAAAAAUAUUGAAAUGCUCGUGUUUGAGGAAACACACUGUAGAUCAUGCUCGAUCCAGCAAGUAUUUAUUAACGCGUGGGCGGUAGAUCGCAGCGCGUAUUUGCACGCGAGUUCAACAUUCACGUUUAGUAGUCGCUGGACGAUAGACUGGACUGGACUAAACAACGCUAUUGUCGUAAACAACUUUUCAAAACAAGCUACGUUAGUGCAGCGAAUCUCAGUGAACCCUAUUUCGACCGCUAUAAAUACAACACCAUCUUUAAAUACAGUCACAGUUUCAUUGAUGAAACUGUCACACGAUAUCGUACCAAUGUGAAAAUUAGUCGUUAAAGUAAGUGAUCGAUAGUGAACUAUAUUCCUAAAUAAGUUUUCAAAUUGGUUCAUAAUUGUGAUUGAAUUAGAAUAUUAAAAUUGGAUGAAAUUUGAUAUUGAUCGCAUCCUUUGAUUACGUACUUCGUCAUCGAAUUGCUUAAUUAUCAACAUGAUAUCGAUAUCGUUCCCAUCGCUAGCUACAGGGUGUUGGCCCAUGCGCGUGAGUCGUGAAUCGUGAUCCACGUAAAUUUCGUAAACCCACGUGUAGCAACUUCGCGAUACUCGCUUAGCGUUCCUUUCCACAAUCGUACACCAACUGUUCUUUCCUACUACGUCUAUCUCAUUGUAUCUCUGCUCAAUGAACGUAUACGUCUGUCCGUAAAGUUUUACUUUCGCAACGCCUUUCCCUUUUCCUGUGGUUGGUCGAGAGUUUCUUGGAAGACCAAGUUCUCCACUUUUACGCGCGCAUUGGGAAGUGUCACGCGUCUCUACGCACACACGAGCAAAACCAACAGCAAACCAAUGAAACCAAGCCUGUCUCACUCUCUCGUUGCAGCUAAACGUUAGUCUGCACGCGGUAAGAUGGCCGUGUACAGGCUGUGCUCACCGUUUGGUCGCGUCUGUUUUUCUCUGUACUUUCUUACGGUCGCAGUGCUGUGUCAGGAGCAACAUUCGUCUGGUAGUCGAUACUAUAGUCGUGAUGGUGUCUACGUGCCAACGAACGGGACGGAUUAUCGGACCGACACGUAUAUUUACAAGGACAGGAGGUACGGUUACCGUCCCAGUUACCUGGAUCCUGUUUACAGAGGACACAUCAAACCAACGGACGAUCGGUAUCACCGCCAGGACACACCUGCAAGACUUCCUCUGCCUGGAAUACUAGGUGGCUGGCGAGAAGAUCUACAAGGAAGAGAACGGCCAGAUUCAAAAAAUUUACCUAGAGACGUAACAGUUGACACAAAUUAUGGACAAAUACAAGGAUUCAAGGUGUAUAUAUAUGAUGAUCCGCAAGCAAGACACAGACCUUGGAGUUUGCCAGUUGAAAGAGUUACAAAACAUGUUAACGUAUUUCUGGGUAUUCCUUAUGCCAUGCCACCUAUUAGGGAGGGUCGUUUCAAGCCUCCCAGACCUCACAGAGGUUGGCAGUUAAUGCAAGCUGUCGAUUGGGGUCCAGCAUGUCCUCAACCUAGUGCAUAUACUGGUGCCACUAAAGGAAUCAGAGAUGUAGACGAAGAUUGUCUAUAUUUAAAUAUUUUUACACCAAAUAUUGAUUCUGGACUUGCUCAACCAUAUGCUGUAAUGUUUUACAUUCAUGGUGGAGAAUUUACUCACGGAGCUAGUAACUUAUUCCCUGCUCAUAUGUUGGCUGCAUUUUACAAUGUAGUAGUUGUAUCUAUUAAUUAUCGAUUGGGAGCAUUAGGAUUUCUGAGUACAGGAGACGAGAACAGUCCUGGAAACUAUGGAAUUCUAGAUCAAGCUAUGGCACUACAAUGGGUGUAUGAUAAUAUUAGGGCUUUCAAUGGUAAUCCAGAAGCAAUAACACUUUUUGGACCUGGUGCUGGUGCAGCAAGUGCUGGACUGCUAAUGGUUUCACCUAGAACCAGUGAAAUGGUAUCCAAAGUAAUAGCUCAAUCAGGUUCUGCAUUGGCAGACUGGGCAGUUAUAAUAGACAAAUACAGAGCACAGAAUACAUCCAGAGUAUAUGCUGAAAUGUUGGGCUGUAGUAUAGAAAGCAGUUGGAAAUUGGUGCAGUGUUUGAAAGAUGGUCGAAGCUUUCUAGAAUUGGGUAAUUCUGAAUUGAAGCCACAUAUUGGAAUGUUUCCAUGGGCUCCUGUGUUAGACAUUAAUUUCACUGUACCAAGCGAUAAUUGGUUUGAAGACUGGAGAGCAUCUGAUUGGCGUUUCUUUCUUGAAACACCAGAAAAUAGUAUUAAAAAUUAUAAAUUCAAACAGAACUUGGCAUACAUGGCUGGUGUAACUACUCAAGAGGCAUCAUAUAUUAUAUAUAACAAUGUUACACUGGCAAGGAAUCAAUAUGUAAUAGAUCCAGAAUUAUUCGAUCAAAAAAUUUGGGAACUCGUUCUUCGGUACAAUUACACCCUCAAUCCUCAAGGCGUUUAUGAAGCUAUAAAGUAUAUGUACACAUAUUGGCCUGAUCCAAAAAAUAUUACACACAUUCGCGAUCAGUACAUCAAUCUAUUAUCAGAUUUUCAUUACGUGGCUCCUUUUGACAAAAUUGCAAAGUUAUUGGUAGAGAGACACGUACCUACUUAUUUGUACGUGUUAAAUACUACCAUAGAAGCACUAAAACUGCCACAGUGGCGUAGAGUACCUCACGAUACUGAACUUCUUUGGCUGACUGGCGCACCUUUCAUGGAUAUCGAAUUUUUUCCUCAGAAAUGGAAAUUGAAGCGAGACAUGUGGACAGACAACGAUCGCAAUAUGAGUCACUUCUUCAUGAAAGCGUUUUCCAAUUUUGCAACCUAUGGAAAUCCAACACCGUCGCAAAUUGUGGGGUUACACUUCGAUGUUGCUAGGCAAGGGCAACUACGCUAUCUGAACAUUAAUACUACUUUCAACAGUUCAAUUUUAUUCAAUUAUCGACAAACUGAAAGUGCAUUUUGGUCCGCUUACUUGCCAACUGUUAUUGGUCGUUUAGUGCCUACGUAUCCUCCAGUUACCGAAUAUUGGUGGGAACCGAAGCAGCCUUUGCAAAUUGCGUUUUGGUCAGUUUCUACCGCGUGUCUGCUGUUGAUUGUACUAUCCGUUGUGUGCUGCAUGCUUUGGCGCAAUGCCAAGAGACAAUCUGAUCACUACUAUAGCGGGGACAUCUUGAUGGUACGAGACGAUGAGCCCUCGGAGGGAAUCGAGAAUCUGACUCGUCCCUCGAAGGAAAACCUUUACGAAUAUCGCGAUGCACCAAAUGUCAGAUCCAGAACGCCGCGACAAAAUGAAUCGAAGCUUCAAGAACGAUUAACACAGAACAGGAAGUUCAGUUCAACCCCGUCCCUCAGAAGCAACUCCAAUAUAUCUUUGAAGGACAUGCGCUCCGACGGAUUUGUUACCAGCUCACCCAACGGUCAUCCCAAGAUAAACAAAGCGAUGAGCCAAACUUCGUUAUCUAAAAGCAAAAGCAAGACACAGCUAGUCCAAGGUGUUCCACAGACGGCUGUAUGAUAGCCUUUUAUCGUGUGUAAUUGGACGUACUUUUCGAAACUAGUACAAUGGAUGUCAAUUUAUAUGAAACAAAACUCUAGUAGAGUGAUGCUGAUCGUUUUAUAAACGAUUACAAAAUUUUCGGAAACCGUGAUUCUUUAUUUAUAUAAGGAAUACGUGGAAACUUUACUAACGAUCGAAAAACUUAGAAUGAACAAAAAAAUAAUAAUUUUGAACACAAAGCUGUGAUCAUCUGCAUUGGUUACAAUUUCCCGAAAGGUUAAGAAAUAUCCCGUGUGUACGGGAUAAAAAAAAAUGCGCGAACGACUGAAUUUAAUUAAUAUUUUAAGUUUCAGCUAAAUAUUUAAUCCGUCCAUAGAAAUGUCGUUGUUACGCGUAUGUAAAAACUUCUAUUUUUUAUCUAACACUGUACAUAUCGAUACUUAUUUUAUACCUUUUUUACAUUGAUUUUAUUCUUAUAAGGAUCGUCGUUGUGCCUCGUAGAAUAUAUAAAUGUUUUUUAAGGAGAACAAUACACGCCACAAUAGUAAUAUAUUAUACAAUAAUACAAGUCACGUCCGUGUAACUUUAAGAAUCAAUUCAAUAGCCAUAGGUUUAAUAAAGUAUGGGAUUUUAUAUCUCUUUUCACUACGAAAGAGGUAUCAGUGGCGCGUUAUACUUCAUGGGACUUCAACUGAAAUAAAAUAUCAACGUCCCAUCUAAAGAAAAAACGAAGAACUUUAAUAUAAAAUAAAUAUUUAAUCCAGCCUAAUCAUUCAAAAUACUUCGGCAGGUGGUUUCUCUGUUUAUAGGUUAACGCGUCACUGCACACUACUACAUAUCUAAACGGCGUAUUUCUAUACACCAUCGUUUAUAGUAUUAUUAAAGAACACGCGUAAUUUGUAGUUGAACCGAUCUCAUUAUUCUCAUUGUCAUAAUUUCAUUGACAUAGGUUCACAGUUUAACCAUUUGUAGUACCUAAUUAUACAGAUGUAUAUUGUUAUAUCUUGCGAGAGAUUUUAUAUAUUUUGUCUAGCAUAUAAAGCUCAUUCCGUACUAAGCAAAUUUAAUUGUAUUUAACUAGUGUAUUCGGUACCUUUUACACAUAAAUUGACGCUCUUACCAUAUUAAUCUUUAUUUGUUCUAAAAAUAGAACUAUUUUGUAUUGCAUACAUCACGUUCUUGUAGAUGGCAUUAGUCAUAAGACUUUCAAAAAUGUACAUUUCAUAGUAAUUUAUUAUAAAUGUUUCAAAGCGUACAAAACUCUUUUUCGAACUUAAACGCGCUACUGAAGCGCUUCUGCCAUGUCUAUCUUGCUGACCAUGUUAAUUGAGUACCCCAGAUUUAAUAUUAAGCCGUGGAACAUGUAUUGUAUGUAUUACGGUAUCAUAGACCGUCGUUAAAUAAGUUUUUGUAAAAAAAAUAAAUAAAUAAUAAAACCAAGUUUGACAUGUUCUAAUUAUUGGUGACGCAUCAAGUACACUUAUCAGUUUAUCAUUUGCAUUUGCUUAGAUACCUCUUUUUAUAAUUCUCUGUUAUCAAUUACGCGAUCCGUUCCCAAUUACAACAACAUUCAUUGUUUACAUUUAGUUGAUAGGUAUCGCAAUAAUUGCAAUGUCCGUAGGCGAUCCUUUUGAUUUAUCACGAAUUAUUAUUAAAAAAGACGAAGAAAGAUGAACCCGAAGAAGGUAAAAUUAAUAACAGAUGCGUGUAUCAUCUUUUUUCCCUUAAAUAUGUUGUUCGUUCAUAUCGUGAACCACACACAGAAACGUGUAACCAAGAACAAGGAACGAGUAGAUCGCGAAGAACAAAGUAAAUACAAAUUUGAUCCUCUGGGUCUGGAGGUUAAACAUCCUGGGACAGCGGUAUUGCUUUUGCAAUGUCAAGAGCAACCUAUACUCUUAGCUGCGGCCGCUGCUCUCUCCAAGUAUGGCAGCAAAUCUCAAGGAAACCUAGAGGUCCUGUUCGACCUCGAAAUUGUAGCAAGCGUUAUCCCGCUAAUCGAACACGAAAAUCUAUUUACUCGAAGGUUACUUGCCUAAUUCAACUCUUAAGUAGCUGUAGCAGGUCAUAAAUCUACUAUUUAUCAGGAUAUUAUAUGUUCUAUCACUCUUUAAUUUGCUACUGCAAUAUUUAGAUUUGCUGCAAAGCUGUUGGCAGAGAUGGCAGCCAUUCCCAACGUUCGCAACUUCCUGCUAGACAGCACCUACUAUAUUCCACAUUUUGCAAAUAUUUUGGUCAACGACAAAGACCUCUUCAUGCAGGAAUUCUCCUCUGCAAUAUUAGCAGAAGUGUCAAAGGACAUGUUCGGCGUCGCACAAUUAUUGAAACAAUGUUUGGAUAUGAACUUCCUGUUCAAGAGACUUCAGUCUCCAGAUCCGGACGUGAAAAAGAACAAUUUAGAAAUUAUGCACAAUCUCUUGCGAGAUUCUACUGGAGCCAAAGAAAUGAUAGAAACAAAGGUUUGUUUAGACGAACAAUCGAUUUCGUGAAAUUUCAUUAAUUUGGAAACUAUACACCCUCCAUUGGAACAUGAAAAGCGAUUAAACAAAAUCUCAUCUAGAUGUAACAGAAUUACAAAACGACGAAAUUACGAAAAAAAACAUUAAGAAAACAGCAGAAUUUUAUAUCACUUUCAGGAUUUUAAUUUGAAUCUUCUAUACGAUCUUUUCGACUCGCCUUAUCGCGAAAUCCAAGGAUUAGCAUUGAAUAUCGUGGGUGAGCUGGUCAGUAGGAACCAAGAUGAUCACUUGCAAAACCUUUUCAGAAGAUCGAACGGUCUCCAGGCUUUGCUAAAGUUUUUAGAUGUAAGACUCGAUCUAGUGCAUUCAUGUAACACUUAAUAGCACACCUCUUCCAAUUCAGAAAGAAGAAUGCGUAGACCUUCAUUCGGAGGUGCUCAGAAUUCUCUGUUUGGCCUCCGAUAAUCCUGCAACGAUCGAUUUACUCAACGACAUCGGAGGCAUUAAAAGGCUUCUACAGUACACACAAGACACGCCAAACUCGAAAUUUUUCGUGGAAGCUCUUGAUGUAGUCGUUCGCCUAUCGCACACUCCCCUAGGCAGAAAAGUAACACGUUUUGUUUACCGUUGCUAUAAAUUAAGACAUUCAUUGUCGACUCAAUUUCAUUAAACUUUCAGCGAGGGGGACACAAUCUUGAGAAUUAUGAUUAUAUUUAAUAUCGUUAUUUCAUUUUCAUGAUUGGGAUAACCAAAAGUUUUUUCCAAUUUUUUUUCUUUCUAUAUCCAUUUUCAGCAAAUGUUCAAUCUGAAUAACAGUAUUUAAAUUUUAUCCUGUGCAUACCAUUUCGUAAUUUUCGAACUUCUCUUCCAUAUCAAAAUAAUGAAGUAUUUUUACUUUACUUUAGAUAGCAAGUAGACAGUUGAAAAGUUACGCUAUUCUUCUAUCACAACUGAUUUAACGUUUAUUUAUUCGAAAGGCACUGUACACCUACGGGAUCAUCGAUCAUUUAUUGCUGACAUUGUCUGGCAACGUGCAGUCCAAUAUCUACGAGAUCAGCUGUCACGGUAUCGGUAUGAUGACUCUUCACAACGACGCUGCUAAAGAACUGACCGAGAGCAAUUGCAUAAAGAAUGUUUUAGGUAUUCGAGAAGCUACCAGUCUCUUUGAACGAUUAUCUACUUCGCUAAUUCGAAAAACAUUUACAGAUAUACUGAAAAAUGAAAACUUGAAAUGGACUAUAAGACAGGCAGCCAUGUUUGCAUUGAACCGAUUGCUAAAGUGUGACAUGAA